Messenger RNA from Medioppia subpectinata, 855 nucleotides. Lineage: Eukaryota; Metazoa; Arthropoda; Arachnida; Sarcoptiformes; Oppiidae. The record is from the annotation of a GenBank genome assembly.
CCGGCGCCCACUUACCCGCCACCGCCGCCACCACCCGCUGGUCAGCUCCAGACGUCAGUGAUUAAGCUAACGCUCGCCAAACACAGUCAAAGCGAUUACGCCAACUACGAGACCGUCUCACAGAACCAGCAAAUGUUGUCCAGUUUCAGGCCGGCGCCCGACCCGGCGGCCGAACCGCAACCGCCGCCACCCCCUAAACCUCAAGUGACCGGCGCUGCGCCCAAAGCGCCGGCCCCUCCGCCCGGCUCUCAGCCCAAACAGACGGUCCCAAUGAAACCGGUGAAACAGCCCAACACCAGCUCUCAGACCACAUCCCUGUACACCCGUCAGGACACUAUUGAGAAGUUGGAGGAACAGCUGUCGGGCGCUAACAAACCACACAUACCGGAGCCCGACUACGACAGCGACGAGGAUCAGGACAUUCAACGCAACCGCGAUAUGAGUACGUUUAAGGCCAACAAUCAGACAAUGAGUGCCGACACGAGUGGAUCGCCGGCGGCGGCAAACGCUUCCGGCGGACGAAUGACACAAAGUUUUGCCGAAAAACUGCCAAAAAGUGCCACAAAUAGCGCCGCGACGACCGGCGCGACGGGACAGGUGUUGGCUUUUGGCGACGAGUUGAGGGCCCAGACCGAGAGGAUUAAGUCUAAAUCGAUGGCCAAUCAGUCGACAAACGAGUCCAUCGAGAGGUCGGUCGGCGGCGACAGUCGGAAGGGCAGCGACGCCAACGAUAACAAGUCAAAUGAUAACUCUCUGAGCGAUUCAAACUCCGGGACUAACGUCAGUAAAGUGAGGAAAAAUAUCCGCGAGUUUGAGCGCCGAUCCUCUAUUUGUGGCGACACUAUUGUCCCGCCG